Messenger RNA from Lodderomyces margitis, 1200 nucleotides. It is a transcript of the gene FAL1, whose product is annotated as ATP-dependent RNA helicase. Lineage: Eukaryota; Fungi; Ascomycota; Pichiomycetes; Serinales; Debaryomycetaceae. The record is from RefSeq and is a predicted model, not a curated record. Gene Ontology annotation, cellular component: catalytic step 2 spliceosome; nucleolus. Gene Ontology annotation, molecular function: mRNA binding; ATP binding; RNA helicase activity. The transcript has a single exon. The coding region runs from base 1 to 1200 and encodes 399 amino acids.
AUGGAUGAGUUUGAUAAAGAUGUCGAUAAAGAGUUAGAAUUUAGUCAUAAAUCAACAAAGGGGAUAAAGGUUCAUCGUACAUUUGAGAGUAUGAAACUAAAGUCCGAACUCCUAAAGGGUAUCUAUGCAUACGGAUUUGAAGCUCCAUCAGCAAUCCAGUCAAGAGCGAUCAUGCAGAUAAUUGCCGGUCGGGACACUAUAGCCCAGGCGCAAUCAGGAACUGGUAAAACAGCUACAUUUUCGAUUGGAAUGUUGGAAGCAAUUGACUCAAAGUCGAAAGAUUGCCAGGCACUAAUUUUAUCACCAACAAGAGAAUUGGCAAUUCAGAUUCAGAAUGUUGUACAGCACCUUGGUGACUACAUGAAUAUACAAACUUACGCUUGCGUUGGGGGUAAAAAUGUGGGAAUGGAUGUCAAGAAGCUACAGCAAGGGCAACAUAUUGUCAGUGGAACCCCAGGUAGGGUCUUAGAUGUAAUGAGGCGAAGAAAUCUUUCUACAAGACAUAUAAAAAUUUUGAUUCUAGAUGAAGCAGACGAACUAUUCACCAAAGGUUUUAAAGAACAGAUAUAUGAGAUUUACAAGCAGCUCCCAUCCGAUACACAAGUUGUAGUUGUUAGCGCGACUUUGCCGCCGGAAGUUUUGGAAAUGACAAGCAAAUUCACCACUGACCCGGUAAAGAUUUUAGUCAAGCGAGAUGAUGUGUCCCUAGUUGGGAUAAAACAGUACUACGUACAAUGCGAACAAGAAGAUUGGAAGUUUGACACCUUGUGUGACCUUUAUGAUAAUUUGACAAUUACUCAAGCUGUGAUAUUUUGCAAUACAAAGUUAAAGGUGAACUGGCUUACAGAUCAAAUGAGGAAACAGAACUUUGUAGUGCUGUCUAUGCAUGGUGAUAUGAAACAAGAUGAACGAGAUUCGAUCAUGAGUGACUUCAGAACUGGUAAUUCAAGAGUCUUGAUUUCAACAGAUGUCUGGGCGAGGGGAAUUGACGUGCAGCAAAUAUCCUUAGUUAUAAACUAUGACCUACCAAAUGAUAAAGAAAACUACAUUCACAGAAUAGGUCGAUCAGGAAGGUUUGGCAGAAAAGGUACAGCCAUAAAUUUGAUAACCAAGGGGGAUCUUCCUACCAUGAGAGAUAUUGAAGCUUAUUAUUCGACAAGAAUUAGAGAGAUGCCGAUUAACAUCAAUGAUAUAAUGUAA